AUGGCCUUGAAGAAGUCAUCAAACAAGCUCUCACAAGCUGCACUUGUUAAGCAUAUCAUGAAGAGGUGCUCAAGCUUAGGAAAGAAACAACAUUAUGAUGACGUACCCAAGGGCCAUUUCGUCGUUUACGUUGGCGAAAACCGCAGCCGCUAUAUCAUACCAAUUUCAUUCCUAUCGAGGCCAGAGUUCCAAAGUCUACUCAGGCAAGCGGAAGAAGAGUUUGGGUUCGAUCAUGACAUGGGGCUAACCAUCCCUUGUGAAGAAGAAGUCUUUCAAUCACUUACUUCCUUGCUUCGGUUCUGA
Messenger RNA from Lactuca virosa, 303 nucleotides. The record is from the annotation of a GenBank genome assembly. NCBI's taxonomy places the organism in Eukaryota, Viridiplantae, Streptophyta, Magnoliopsida, Asterales, Asteraceae.